AAAAAGUCAACGUGAACUAAAAAAAGACCUCGUGUUCGGUAAGAACAUCAUCCUCUUCCAAUGCUUUCUUUUCCUAACUUACGACGAUCUGAUUUGAUUGAUAGAUAGAUCUGGAUGCAAGUGUAAAAUCAGAUUUAACAGAGAAACAGAAGAAAUGAGUGGUGGUGGUCCAAUACUUCCGGUAUCGGUCGCCUCCAGAAACAUGUUAGACUCACAUUGAUUUUCUACACACAGGCACUUGGUUCUCUGCUUUCUUUUUUCAACUUCAAAUUCAACCAUGGCCACCGCCACCAAACUCUUCGCACCUAUUCUCACUUUCCAAGUCUUUCCAUCUCUGAUCUCUCAACACAGGAAGACCCUUCAAGUUUCACGCUGCUUAUCCGAGGACAACAACCUUCGAGUGGUCUUCGCCGCCGGAGGCACCGGCAGCCACGUGUACCCUGCAGUGGCCAUCGCGGAUGAACUCAAACUUGCCAACCCUUCAACGGAGUUCCUCUUCAUUGGCACUCCAAACAGCGUGGAAAGCGCUGCAGUGCCAUGUGCAGGGUACAGCUUCGCCUCGGUGCCUUCGGUGAGGUUGAGUCGCCCCUUCAUCGCCCCUCACAACCUCUUCUUCUUCCCUUACCGUUUAUUAAGAGCCCUCAUCCAUUGCUUUCACCGUGGAACUAGCGGCCAUGUCUCUUUUCCUGUUUGCAUUGCCGCCAAGUUAAAAGGGAUAAAGCUUGUGAUCCAUGAACAGAACUCUGCUCCUGGUUUGGCCAACUCUGUUCUUGCCCUGUUUGCUGAUGCCAUCUUCGUGGCUUUCAACUCAACAGCUGAUAGCUUCCCGAGGGAGAAGUGCGUGGUGUGUGGGAAUCCGGUGAGGCUGUCGCUGAGGAACAAAGUUUCAAAGGCGGCGGCAAGGUCGCAUUUCUUUCCAGGGUAUGGGAAGACGAGUGAGUGUAAAGCAAAGGUUUUGGUGGUUCUUGGAGGGUCUUAUGGCGCAAAUGCUGUCAACAUCGCAAUGCUGAAUUUGUAUUAUCAGAUGCUGAAGCAGAAUAGUUGCUUGUACAUUAUAUGGCAAACUGGGGUCGAAUCAUAUGAUGAAAUGGACAGUCUUGUUAAGAAUCAUCCCCGCUUGUAUAUGGCACCGUUUAUGCAUUGUAUGGAUAUGGCGUAUGCAGCUGCAGACUUGAUUGUUUCAAGAGCAGGUGCAAUGACUUGCUAUGAAAUAUUGGCUACUGGAAAACCCUCUAUCCUGAUACCAUCACCACAUUUAUCAGAGGGGAAUCAGUUCAAGAAUGCUUCGUUGAUGGCAGACUUAGCUGGUGUCAAAGUUAUUACUGAGGAUGAGCUUGACUCAAGUACACUAGCAAUUGCAAUUGAACAGAUUUUAAGGGAUGAGAAGAAAAUGAAAGAUAUGUCAGAGAGGUCACUGAAAGCUGCAAAUGACAAUGCCUCUGCUGAGAUUGCGAAACACAUUCUAGCUCUUGUAAAUCAAUCAACAAAAAAGGAAGAAUUGGCUGCAAACUAGGAUCUUAGUAGUUUGCUGGUUGAAGUAAGUUCAGGCUUAACACUGAGCACUGCAAGUGAAAAAGUCCUCUCCUUCACUUGCAAUACUUGAUAACAUGAAUUGUUAGAACUUCCUCUCCUCAAUUGCUUUCCAUAUGGGAGAAGAAUGUUGAAAGUUGAAACUAUACUUUUGCUUCAAAAGACUUCAGAUUGUAAAAAACCUAGGUCAGGUAUAUUACUAUAUUUAACAGUUCACAUCAGAUAUUAGUCCUAAGAUGACUUGUAUUCAGUCCAUGUGGCUAUUACAUCUGUUGAAGAUUUCAGAGUGACCAAACGUGUGGUUUCAAUCAUUUUUGCAACCAUAAAAGAAUUAAGUUCUUUUUCUUU
Molecule: messenger RNA, 1878 nt
Organism: Arachis duranensis
Lineage: Eukaryota; Viridiplantae; Streptophyta; Magnoliopsida; Fabales; Fabaceae
Exons: 4
Coding region: 278-1513 (411 amino acids)
Biological process (GO): carbohydrate metabolic process
Molecular function (GO): undecaprenyldiphospho-muramoylpentapeptide beta-N-acetylglucosaminyltransferase activity
Source: RefSeq, a predicted model, not a curated record